AUGGUCGUUGCCAAGUGCCCCUUGGGUGGCCACUGGUCUGACUUCGAGGUUCAGCCGUACGGGCCUCUCCAGCUCGAGCCUGCCACGACAGCACUGAACUACGGCCAGUCCAUCUUCGAGGGGCUGAAGGCCUUCCGGACCAGCAAAGGCAGGAUCGUCCUCUUCCGGCCAGACAGGAAUGCCGAGCGCAUGGCAGGAGGCGCAGAGAGGUUCCUGAUGCCCCCAGUGCCCCGGGACCUCUUCAUGCAGAUGUGCCGGGAUGCCGUCCGUGCCAAUGCGGACUGGGUGCCUCCAACAGGCAAGGGCUCUUUGUACAUGCGACCCCUUCUCUUUGGCAGCGGACCUGCGCUGGGAGUGGGGCCGAGCCCCGAGUUCACCUUCGUCAUCUACGUGGCGCCGGUGGGGAGCUACUUCUCCGGCAGCGGAGCACGGCUGCGGAUCGAGCGAGGCCACCACCGGGCGGCCGAGCUCGGCGUUGGAGACGUGAAGGCUGCAGGCAACUACGCGCCUUGUUUCAGCCCACAGAAGGAUGCCAAAGCGGCAGAUCGGCCUCUAGCUCUCUCGCUCGACCCCGCCAUGCGCCGCCUCGCCGCGGCAUGGCGACCUCGGCUCCUUUCAAGGAGCCUUGCGGCGGAGGCGGAGGCCGGCGAAAUCGUGGAGGUGCCCACUGAGACGCUUACAACAUUGGACCGGUACGGCAGGGGAGAUCGGGUGGUAAAGCUCUCGUUGAGCGGAACCAAGUUCCUGACACUGCGCUCGACACUUGCGCACAGCGCGGUGCUGGACAGCAUCGUGACACGAGCUGAGACCAACGAAGAACUUGCGAAUGAUGGUGCCAUCUUCGUAGAUCGAGAUCCGAAGCACUUCCCGAUCAUCCUCAACCACUUGAGGAUGAAAGCAGAGGGCCGCGAAAUCUUCCAAAACCCAUGCAAGUGGGUCAAGGGGAAGAGCCACGCACCCAUGCUACCCAGAGACACCGCUGAUCUGCGAGACCUCCUUGUGGAGGCAGAGCAUUAUGGCCUGCCGGAGCUUCGCAUGAGGAUCCUUUCGAAGAGGAAGCUGGCGAGGCUCUUUAGCAUCAUGGCGGGUAGCUCAGGCAACCCCUUCGACAGUGCCACGCGUGUACUGAUGACGAUUCGCAACACAACUCUGCUGCUGGGAACGGGGCUUGCCAGCAGCCAGGUCAUGCUGAGCCAGCUCAAAGAAUCCAAGGACCCCAUGCAGGCCCUUGAUGUUGUGACCAACUUCACGAAGACCCGCUUCUCCGACAUCCUCUACUUUGAUCCCAGCGGAGAGCGAGUGGAAGAGGCUGCGGCGAGCAAUUUCUUCUGCAUCACUGAGGACGGUGUCUUGAAGACACCUGAGCUUGGCACCAUCCUGUCCGGGGUAACGCGCGACUCCAUCCUGCAGUUGGCCAG
Molecule: messenger RNA, 1418 nt
Organism: Symbiodinium necroappetens
Lineage: Eukaryota; Dinophyceae; Suessiales; Symbiodiniaceae
Source: the annotation of a GenBank genome assembly